This is a messenger RNA of Anastrepha ludens (Mexican fruit fly), 480 nucleotides long. RefSeq lists its product as uncharacterized. The transcript is spliced from 3 exons. The record is from RefSeq and is a predicted model, not a curated record. NCBI's taxonomy places the organism in Eukaryota, Metazoa, Arthropoda, Insecta, Diptera, Tephritidae. Bases 113 to 271 code for a protein of 52 amino acids.
CUUCGAAUUCAGUCUCACUUACAUAACCUAACCUCGAAAUUUUGACAGUUGCCCACAGCAUUAGCGAAUAUUUUUCCUAUCCGCUUAACAGGCGUAACUAAAAACCAACAAAAUGGCGGGUGAUUCACAUGCCGAGGACGCUAAAUUAAGUGGACUCUCGAAACAUUUCAAUGGCUCCACAAUGCGUGGCCGUGCUAACGUGGCCAAAGCCACAUAUGCUGUGGUCGGUCUCAUCAUUGCCUACAACAUUCUUAAGCCCAAGAAGAAGUAAAGCAGUUUAAUAUGCCAAUACUCGAAAACACAGCUAGACAAAAAAUGUAUUGAAAAGUGGCCAGAACGCAUUCGCUUUUUGUGGUGCUGUUGAGGCUUUGGUUAGCUUUAGCUUGUUGUGGGGGAAAUUUUGCUUAUUUUGCGGGUGGAAUUGUGCAUUUUGUUAAAAAGAGAGUGAAAUAAAAAUGAAAUGACGCCAGUAAAGUGUAA